GGCAACCUUGGCACGUCUUGCACAUCGCUGAUAACUACGUUCUCCUGCAAAUAUUUGAUGAUCUUUGAAUCACGAUACUGCAUGAGGUCGAUAGUAUCGUGAGACGUCCGGCGCGGUCACAAUGGGAGCCUCAGAGUCGAAACUUGUCUUCAAAAAAGGAAUCUUCCGCCUCUCAGAAGAGAGGAACAUUCCAGCGGGCGAUCCCUAUUGGGCUAGAUUCUGGGAGCUCCCAGAAUCAACGGAAGAUGUCUUCAGUUUAUUCACCCCGUCAGAUAUACGACGAACUCGAGAUCAAGCGCUGUCGAACCUUGAGACGUUAAUCAUUUCUGUAACCUCUCAUCUCGUCUCUUUAAAAAAUCAUCCCUCGUUUCCGGACCCAGAGCUGGCUCCGGCCAGUCAUGCGCUCAACUGUAUCCGCAUACUCACUCGGGUGCUCCCCUUCAUCUACGAAGUAGAACAUUUGGAUGACUGGGAAGAGAAGUUCUUUUGGUCCCGUCGCCGGAAAGACAGUCAGAGUUCGCAGGGCGCUCCCGAAAUCCUGUUUGACGAAGCGCAGCCGGAGGAGCAGCUGGAUGGGACCUCGCCUCGGGAGAGUGACUACAAAGACGCGAAACCGCUGGCCGAGGAAUUGAUAGAUACUCUACUUGAUUUGUUGUUCUACAUUGACUUUACGAUACCAAAAAUUGCAACAGCGAAAGGCAAUGUUUCAUAUUCCAUUUGGCAGAGUGGUGUCGGUUGCAACAGUGCGAUGGGGUCGAACAAAGAAAUGGAAAACAAUCGAUGCGAAAUUCUUCGUUUGCUGCUCACGUUGACUGGUAAGGCAAUGUACAUGCCAUCUGGCCUGUUACCUGUGCAGGGAGUGAAGGCUAUUACGUAUAUCACAACGUGCCCUGACAAGCAGGCCGUCUUAACGUUGCUCUGCUCACUGUUGAACACUGCUGUCAAAUACAACCCUGCGUCGUGGAGAGUUCCGUACGAUCACGUCGUCUGGAAAGAUCCGAAGCAGAUUCUAGUGAUCUACUGUCUGCAGCUUCUGCUCGUCCUUAUUCUAUAUCCAAUUCCAGAGGACGGCCGUGGUCCUCCACCGAAGAAUUACUAUCGUCAUUAUUUCGGACGAUUGCAUCGGCCGCAUGACUUCCAGUUCCUUGUGGACGGCAUGACUCGGAUUUUGAACCAACCUAUGGAAGCUACAAAUUCAUAUCUUCCCGGCAGCCACAAAUCCGUCAAAUGGGCUCCGGAGAUGCUUAUGCUUUUCUGGGAGACCCUGCAAUGUAACAAGAGGUUCAGGUCAUUUAUUAUUGAUUCCAGCCGCUCGCACGACUUCAUCAUUCUCUGCCUCUUCUAUGCUUCCGAGUACCGAGCUGAUCCUGCAAAACAAGGACUGGUCCGAAUGUGCAUUUUUAUCUUACAGACAAUGAGCGUAGAGCCAAAUUUUGGGAAGAGCCUAAACUUGAAAUUCGCAGCUCAAGACACUUUGCCGCAAAGCAUUCGUUUAUCCAACUUCAAAGGCUCCUAUGCCGACUAUUUGAUUACGUCCAUCAUUACUCUAAUGUCCACAAGGAAAGGGCAUUUGGAUGCUGUAUAUCCGGCCCUUCUGGCAAUAAUCAACAACAUAGCUGCAUAUGUAGAGCACUUGUCGGCCUCCACGUGCUCGAGGAUAUUACAACUCUUCGCGUCAAUGUCCGCACCCAGCUUUCUAUUGGCUAACGAGACAAAUCAUAAUCUUCUUUCUCUGGUACUAGACUUUAUUAACACGAUAGUGGAGCAUCAGUUUGCCAAAAACCCGUAUCUCGUGUAUGGGAUUCUCAAGUACAAGGAACGGUUCGAGGCCGUUAGAGCUUUCACACUUGAAAGCGGACAACAAGAACUGGAACGUCAACGUGAGAGUCAAAAAUCCGGGAGUAGUGCUCAUGACCUGGCCGCUGGUCUUCGUCGACCACAGUCUGAAGACGAUUUGCAGACUCCUUCUGGUGCACGGCCAUCGUUAAGUCGUAUCCCUGAAGAAAACAACCCUUUUGCGAUCGGCGGGGACGAUUCAGACGAGGAGGGAGACGAGCAGCCUACACCAUCUCUGUCCUCUCCGUCCUUGGAGAAUUCGAGGAGACCGUCAGUUUCAUCCUCAGCCGAUGAAAGCGUGCCAGUUCAACUGCGAGGAAUGUCCGAAAAAGCGCGAGGCAAGAUGCCUGCGGGACGACCGUCUUUUUCCCGACAAAACAGUGUGGCCAGUCAAAGCAGUGUAUCCCUCUUUCUAUCGUCCUCUAAUAAUUUUAUACCAACCGCAGCCUGGCUUGAAUCUUGGUUGCCAGAACUCUCUCUGCACACUGUGCUUACCCUUAUCUCUGCCAUUUCUCCACACAUACCCGAUGCUGCUCUUGAAUCUAGUUCGAAUCCAGAAGCGCGUACAUUGAUUACGAAUCUCGCAUCAUUUUCCGAUGAACCACACAUCCAUAGCAUGAUUUCAGAACCAUCCCCAAUCCCUGUUCACACCUUUGAAUGGUCUGCUUUAUCUAUGGGCUGGUAUGAGUCAUUGCUAUGGGGCUUUAUCUUCUCCGGUGAAAUGGUUGUCGGUUCGGCUUCCGGCGCGACUCCUGGUACUGUGGGAGUCUGGAAUGGGACCGGUAUCAAGCUGUUUAAAGUCCAGGAGGCGGCAGCACAGGGGCCGACAUUACUCGCCCCUAAGGGUGCUGUAGAUGCUGUAGGCAGCAACCUUGUGCAGCGGAUUGGGAAUUUGAGUCUUAGGGGACGAACAUCCCAGGAUUCACAGCGGAAUAGUGGUGCUAUUUCAAGGUCUCCAAGCUCUAGAGAAGCCUAACUUAGUAUCUGCGCUAUUGGUCCGUUUAUGUUUCGUUUUAUCUUCAUUUCCAUUCUGACUUCUCAAUACCUUGAUUCAGUUGACGUCUUUCCGAUCAAGCUGGUGGCUUUGAGGGCGGUCAUACCCUUAUUAUAUUGCGCCUUUCCUCUCUUACUGUUUUCAGUCACAUAAGGUUACAGGUUGUUUGUAGAUGCUAGUUGUUUCCAACAUGUGGUUAUAGCACAAUGUAAAUCAAUUCAAUA
Monascus purpureus is the source of this 3054-nucleotide messenger RNA. NCBI's taxonomy places the organism in Eukaryota, Fungi, Ascomycota, Eurotiomycetes, Eurotiales, Aspergillaceae. The record is from the annotation of a GenBank genome assembly.